Messenger RNA from Phlebotomus papatasi, 5250 nucleotides. Its product is annotated as endoribonuclease dcr-1. Gene Ontology annotation, cellular component: cytoplasm; nucleus; RISC complex. Lineage: Eukaryota; Metazoa; Arthropoda; Insecta; Diptera; Psychodidae. Bases 193 to 5061 code for a protein of 1622 amino acids. Gene Ontology annotation, molecular function: protein binding; ribonuclease III activity; ATP binding. The transcript has 6 exons. Gene Ontology annotation, biological process: apoptotic DNA fragmentation; pre-miRNA processing; siRNA processing. The record is from RefSeq and is a predicted model, not a curated record.
UUGUUCUUUAAGAGCGAGCAAAAGAAAGAAGGGAAAGAAGAAAUAGAUGAAUAUGUUGUGAAAUUCAAGUGGACUCGCACUGUUCUUAUUGCAAUAGUAAAUUCAAGUACUCACAGUUCGCUUUGGGACAUUGCAGUGGAAACAUUGUUUUAUCAGUGUGAGAGAUUCAAAGGAAUUAAAUCUUUUGAGAAAAUGUCUGAGAUAGAGACUUUGAAACCCCGUCCGUAUCAGGACUAUCUUAUAAGAGUGUGCAUUGAGAAGAAUACAGUUGUGUAUUUGCCAACGGGUGCCGGCAAGACAUUCAUUCCCUUGAAAGUAUUUGAGAGAUUUUCAAGGGAUUUUGAGUAUCCCCUAAAUAGAGGUGGCAAGAGAAGUGUAUUCCUUGCCAGUACAAAAGUACUCGCAAAGCAGCAAUAUGAGUAUUUUAAAGAGAAGACCCCGUUCAAAGUGGCAGUUUUCACGGGAGAUAUGAACGUUGAUAAUUGGUCAGGAAACAAAUGGCGAAAAGAAUUCGAUAAAUUUCACUUAAUUGUGGCUACAUAUCAGAUUAUACUGGAUGUUCUGCGACAUAAUUAUAUUCAACUAAAAGACUUGAAUGUAAUAGUCUUCGAUGAAUGCCACAAUGCCGGUGGAGAACAUCCAAUUUCACAAUUUAUGCUGCAAUUUGUUGGCAAGGAUGUUGAACACCAACCGAGAAUUAUUGGACUUACGGGAAUGAUAUUGACAAAUGAUCGUUUGCAAACUGUUGCAGAGGAUUUGGAGAGUUUUGAGAUACUCAUGCGAUCCACAAUUGCUACAGUUGCGACCAUUGAAGACUAUGCCAAUGUAUUGGUAUAUGCAACAAAGGCUAAUGAAAAGAUUCUACAGUAUAGUAGGAGCGAUUUAGGUGGACAACUGAUAGCUAUCAAUCGUAUUGUGGAGAGAGUUUUUGUAGAAAUUAGUAAAUUUAAUAUUGAAGGUGAUCAUAAGCGUAUGAAUGAGAAUCAAAUUACAGCAAAACCAAACUCAAAAAAAAAGUUGGAAAAUUACUGGAAGGAUUUCCUGUAUCAAGCUGCAGAUUUUGGUGUGUACGGAGCAUCAGUGGCGAUUCUCGGAUUGAUUGUGGAAUUCGAUCUUAAGAGACGAUCGUCAUCUACUUCUUCCUUGAGAUUAAUGUAUCGUAGCUCUAUCAAACAUGCCGAAAUGAUUAGACGUAUUUUGGUGAAUUUCAUGGGUAAUUCUGAUAUUCCCGUCCAUGAAUUGAUCAUGAGAAAUUCGACAGAAAAAUUAAGGACUUUUCUGGGUAGCUUGGAUGCGCUCUUGCAAAUGUUUCCGAACGAAAAGCUAAAUUGUUUGGUAUUUGUUGAACGACGUUUCACAGCGAAAUGUUUGUAUCACAUCUUGAAGAUUUAUGCAGAAUCAAAAGAAAAUUAUCCCAUAAGACCAGAGUAUAUUGUGGGGGAUGAUACUCAUUUUCAACCCGAAUUGGAGAUCUUGUUGCAAAACAGAUGGAAUAGGCAUGUGGUGAAAAAAUUCAAGAGAAACGAAGUGAAUUUGAUUGUUAGUACUGCAGUGUUGGAGGAAGGUGUUGACCUACAAUCAUGCAAUAUUGUGGUCAACUAUGAUAGUCCCAGGAACUUUCGGUCAUAUCUUCAGCGAAAAGGACGUGCAAGAGCAAAUUCUAGUGUUUUUGUGAUAAUGACAGAACAUGCGGAACAAGAAAAGUUGCUGAAUAAGAUUAAACGGUACAGAGCUGUUGAUGAGAAAAUGAAGUCUCUGUUGAUUGGAAAGUGUGUUGAUCGUGAGAUACCGACAAAUGCUGAAAUAGAUCGUGAAAUGAGUAAGAAUGUUGUGAAAUACUAUACCAAGAAUGGAGCUGUUCUUGAAGAGACAUCAGCAAUUGCAUUAUUGAAUCGCUACUGCAGUACUCUACCUGGAGAUAAUUUUACAGUAAAUACUGCCGAUGUUACUGAGGAAUACAUCAAAGGUAAAUUUCGAGUGAAAUUGGAUUUGCCGACCCAAUCCACAAUCAAAGAAUCUAUAUACGGAGAACCGAAGAUCAAUAAGAAAUUGGCUAAGAGAUCAGCGGCAUUUAAUGCAUGCGUAAAACUUUACGAAUGUGGAGAACUGAAUGAAAAUCUUUUGCCCAUUGAUAAGAUGACUAAUCUUCUUAAUGUGCAGAAUGUUUAUUUUCAUCAUUGGAAAAAAUACAAGAAAGGUUCAAACGAAUUUGAUGGAACGAGGAAGAUGAAGCGCUACUGCGAAGUGAAAUAUCCCAAGGAAUUGAUUAAGUGUCAGCCUGAAGAAGAUAAACCAUGUCUUCUGUACUUCAUUCAUACAACAUCACAGCUCAAUGAGAUGCCCAAUGAUAUCUUUGACGAAAACAUUUGUGUUUUCAAUCAACUACUGCGGGAGAAAAGAGGAUUUGGUAUUCUAACUACCAAAAAACUCCCACAAUUGGCACCAAUGAAUUUUUUCAUGACUGAUGGAGAAGUAUCGGUCAAAAUCUUAAAAGAUCCUGUCAAAAACAUCAAAUUGAAUGCUGAUGACCUACUUCUUUUGAGAACUUUUCAUAAUGUUCUCUUCAGUGAUAUACUGAAUGUACGAAAGAGUUUUGUUACAAUGGAUUAUACCAAUCAACAAAACUCCAUCCUAAUUGUACCGACUUUGAAUGAGAAAAUUGACAUGGAUCUCGUGCAAGAGUUCCAAGGCAUGCCUCCAAUUGUGCCUCGAUCUGAGAUGGAGCGCUUCACGAUGCAGUUUACGCCUGAGAAUUAUCUGUAUCGUGUGAUAACUCCAUGGUAUCGUGUAGAUAGGUCGCAAAAAUAUGUAGUUACAAAGGUACAUGAGCAUCUAUCACCGCGCAGUGCCUUUCCCAAUGAGACACAGGGUAAAACCUAUGCUGAUUACUGCAAAAAUAAAUAUGCGGUAAAUACGGUCAAUAUGGAUCAGUUUCUCAUUGAAGUUAAGGGAAUAUCGAACAAUUUGAAUUUGCUGAAUCCAGGAAUGGGUGAAACAGGUGGAAAGAGUCGAUCAAAUCGAUUCAAGAAUGAAAUUUUGAUUCCUGAAUUGUGUCACAAUUUCAAUUUUCCGGCUUCUAUGUGGCUCAAGGCAUUAGUACUGCCAAAUGUUCUGCAUAGAUUGCAUUUUAUGCUACAUGCGGAGAAUCUAAGGAUCACAAUUGAUAAAUAUUUGGGUGUUAAGAGUACGAACAAGCUCGAUGCACUCAGAAUUGAUCCGAAUAAAUUCAAAGUGCCUGAAGAAAUUGAACCGAAGAGUUCAAUCUUUGGUCCGCAUGAUAAUGAAGUGAUAAAAGUUGAGGAGAAGACUGUUGAGACAAUUGGUGAUAUUCUGGAUUCGUUGUUUGAAGAACAUGUUCCUCCAGUUGAUAUUCAUCGACACUGGGAUACAAUUUAUCCAAUUGAUAUGGAGUACUAUUACAAAUUCAUCUGUCUUUCGGAUGAUUUUGAGAAGAAAAUGGUGAGAGAUCAGGUAAAUGGUAUGGAAAUUGAAGGAGACUAUUCGGCAGCCGUGCCUGCCAUUUGUGCUCCAACAUUUGAAUCUUCCUUCAAUAUCGAAACCAUCAGAACGGAUUUGAUUAAUCCGAAUGUAGAGGGACCGCAACAAAGGGAUGUUCUAUGUUCAAUUACAACUGCAUCAUCACAUGAUGUCUUCGAUAUGGAGAGAUAUGAGGUACUGGGAGAUGCUUUUCUCAAGUUUACUACCAGUCUAUAUCUGCUUCAGAAACAUGCCACAUGGCAUGAGGGCUUUCUAACUUCCUGCAAAGGACAAUUUGUUGGGAAUCGCAAUCUUUUCUACUGUGGAUCAGAUAUUGGUAUUCCUGGCAUCAUCAACGUUUCGCCAUUCUGUGUGAGUGACUUUAUUGUUCCACACAUGGGAGUACCACUAGAAGUGACUCAAAUUGUUAAGGAACUUGACCUUGUGCCCAACACCAUCAUGCGAUUGCAGUGUUCGGAUUGGGAAGUGAUCAAUGGACGGUUAGAUUUGGCGAAUAACCGGGAAUUGUUGGAACAUUUUACCAAGGAGGAAAAGGCAGCAAAGGGCAAUGUCUAUCCUAUGUAUAUUCACCUUGGUAAACAUCAUGUGAGUGACAAAACGGUGUCGGAUACCAUUGAAGCCAUUUUGGGUGUUUGGGUUGAAGCUGUUGGCAUCAGAAAGUCCUUCAAGCUGCUGAAUUUCUUCAAUAUUCUUCCCAAUGAUGUGGAUAUGGAGAAUUUGAUUACUAAUCAGAAAGUGGAACCAAGGAUUUCGCCUAAUGUCACAAGUGCCGACAUUGAUUCUCUUCUUAUUCGUUACACCGAGAUACAACGUAAACUCAACUAUCAGUUCAAGGAUCGAGCCUAUCUCCUUCAAGCACUUACGCAUCCAUCCUAUCCCACAAAUCGUGUUACAGGGUGCUAUCAGAAAUUAGAAUUUCUAGGGGAUGCUGUACUGGAUAUAAUCAUCACAUUGUAUAUCUUUGAACACUGCAAAGAUAUGGAUCCCGGAAAGAUGACUGAUUUGAGAUCGGCUCUAGUCAAUAACAUCACAUUAGCUUGCAUCUGUGUACGCAAUAACUUCCAUAUGCAUUUGUUGACGCAAAAUGCAGGACUCACAGAGACAAUCAUGAAUUUUGCUAGAUAUCAACAACAGAACCGUCAUGAAAUCACGGAUCACGUACUUUUGCUACAUGAGGAAGAUGCAGAAAUCUUGGCUGAUUCUGUUGAUGUCCCAAAGAUUCUGGGUGACACAAUGGAAGCUCUCUUGGGAGCGAUCUUUUUAGAUUCGGGCAAUGAUUUGAACACCGUCUGGCGAGUUAUUGUGCAUCUCAUGGGCAAAGAGAUCCUUGAGUUCACCAAUAAUGUUCCCAUCAAUGCGGUGCGUCAGCUUUUUGAGUGGCCUGGUGCCAAUCCAACAUUCAGCGCACCUGCACUGAGUCCCGAAAGGGACACGACUGAAGUGACUGUGAGAUUUGUGUGCAGGAAUAAAUUCAUGGAGACUCAUGGUUUCGGCACCAACAAAUCGAAUGCUAAGAAAGCAGCAGCAAAAGCUGCUUUGCAAUACCUACGGAAGAAUCGUUAAAUACUUGUUUCUAAUUUAAAAAUGUUUUGUAGAAUUGUAUUUUUUUGUAUUGUAUUGUUGAUGCGCAUUUAUAAAUAUUCUUCAAUAAUUACAAAAUCAUUAUUAUUUGUAUUGCUACUGCCGUUUUAAUUUUGUGGCCAGUCGACAGAUUAAAAUGAUGAAAAUCGAAAAUAAAAUCCAUGAAAAGUA